UGAAGUUAUGAAGCCCCUUUGAUUUGUCUCCAUUUUGGUUCAAAAUACUGCUUACACAAUAUUUGGAUAUACAUCCUUCCCUUCACCUAUAUUGAGAAAUAAAAAACAGUGCUCUUUUUUCUUUCACUCCAAACAAAACCAAUUCCUCCGAUUUUAACUCUAUCACCUAACCAGAAUUCAACUCUCUUUCUCUCUCCCACAGGGUUCCAGAGUCUAGAAGACAAUUGUCAAGAAAAGAAGCAAACAAAAAAUCAAAAAUACCCACAAAGCCAGAAAGCUUCAAUCUUUGGUAGGUAGCAAGAAGAAGAAGGAAUUUUCAGGAAAUUACCUUAAAAACAUGGAUAAUAUGCUAUGUGAUGAGCUGGUUCAAGAAAUCUUUACAAGAUUAUCAGAAUCACCAUCUUCUUCUUCUUCUUCUUCUUCAUUAUCGGUUUCUUUGGUGUCUAAGCGGUGGCUUCGCCUCUACCGGACUUCAAAAACCUCUUUAUCUCUUAGAAUUGACCAUGAUAAUUCUACAAUUCAAUCUUUGCCUUCUCUUCUUUCCCACUAUCCUUUUCUUUCCUCUCUUUCUCUCAUCCUCUCCUCUGACUCUGGCCCCACCUUAACAACCAACGCCACAGCUUUCAAUGACCAUCUUCUAUUUAUAGUGUCUACCUUUUGCUUAAAGAUUAAGCACCUCAGGUUCUUGGCUGGCCCUGUUUCUUUCUCCUCUCUCCUUUCUCUCUCUAAUACAUGUUCCCUUCUUACCUCUCUUACUAUUGUUCUGUGUAGGCCUCUUUUUUUCAAUUGGGUUGCCAAAUUUUCUUGUUUAAAGGAAUUAUCUAUUUAUUUAUGUCAAAGUGAUGAUUCUUAUUGCAAUAGAGAAUCUGAGUUGUGUUUAAACGAAGAAACUGAUGCAGAAUUGGGUUUAGAGAGUCUUUACUUAUCAGGAAUUAGAAGAGAUGAUCUUGGUUUUGGUUGGUUAUGGAGAAGUUGCAAAAAGCUAAAGAAAUUGCAGCUAAAGAGUUGUGAAGGUAUUGGUGAUGGAGGGUCUUUUUUGUCAUUUAUUAGUGUAUUAAAGGGUCUUCAACAAUUGGAGCUAAGGACUUGCAGGAGUAUAAUGAAUGGGAUUUUAUUAAAAUUAUCUGAGAAUUGUGAGUCUUUGGAUUCUCUGUUGGUUUAUGAUGGUGGUAGCAGAGAAGGUUUACUUCAUUUUAUUAGUAAUUGCAGGAGUAAUUUACAAAAGCUCGAUUUUCGAUUACCUUUAGACCUAAACAAUGAUCAUCUCUUAGCUAUGGCAAUGAAUUUUAGAACUCUUUCAAUUCUCAGGCUUCAGAGUUGUUGUUUAGUUACUGGUGAGGGGCUAAAAGCUCUUGGGAUUGCCAUAAAUUUAGGCCUGAAAGAAUUAGCACUGAUAAAUUGUGAUGUUGUUGAAAGGGAAUCAGGAUUGCUUGCUACGUUAGGUCAAAAUUUGAGGCAAUUAAGGAAAUUAGACUUAUCUUUUAAUGAAUCUUUGCUGGAUAAGGAGUUGAUUUCCAUGUUAGUUUCUUGCAAUUGUUUGAUUGAAUUGAGGUUAAGAGGUUGCAAGGGACUUACUAGUGCUGCAAUUGUUUCUAUGAUCAAGAGUUGCAAGAAAUUGGAAAUUGUUGAUAUCAUGCAUUGUUCUGGAAUUGAAGCUGAGGCUAUUGAGUUACUUGUUCUUAAUUCGCCGCGACUGAUACAAGUUCAAGUUGAGGAAAGUAAGCUUUCUGAUGCUGCUAAAACAUGGGCAUCACGUAAAUUCAUCGAGGUUGUUGCUUAAUUCAAGAAUUUAAAGAUAUCACAAAAAAAGAAAAAGAAAAAGAAAAAGUUCCAAAGAAGAAAAAAAGAAGGUAUAUGUCGCACACAAAACUACUACUUUUUUUGUUGUAUAUGUAUGUUUCUGCUGUAGAAUAUGUAGAAAGAGCUGCUUUUGCUCACAGAAUAAUACUGUCUGUACAGAUUUUUCAUUGUCUUAAAGAUUGAAUUCUUCUUGUCUUUGGCAAAUAAGAUGGCAAUUAUAGUUUCAGUUA
Messenger RNA from Jatropha curcas, 2030 nucleotides. Its product is annotated as RNI-like superfamily protein. Gene Ontology annotation, biological process: SCF-dependent proteasomal ubiquitin-dependent protein catabolic process. Gene Ontology annotation, molecular function: protein binding. Gene Ontology annotation, cellular component: SCF ubiquitin ligase complex. Lineage: Eukaryota; Viridiplantae; Streptophyta; Magnoliopsida; Malpighiales; Euphorbiaceae. The record is from RefSeq and is a predicted model, not a curated record.